UGUUUUUCCAAUAGUUAAUAAAGACGACCACUUAACAUUGAUAACAAUGCAAGUUGUUUACAACUAACUCCCAACAUAUCCCAGCAAAUAGCCUGCCUACAUAUCGGGCAUCGUUCGCAGGGCGCGAGAGAUUGCAUAUUGGAGCAGUAAAGAUAGCUCGCCGAGCUCAACAGCUUUCCAACGUUGUCCUGUGCUCUACCACAGAGUGAAGUUUAAAAACAAACAAAAAAAAAAACAAAAAAAAUGUCCGACCUCCGCCAGCGGCCUGGCAAAGGCCCCUCCCGCUCAACGAAGGAUAGAACGGACACGGAUGAAAGUGAUGAGCUAGAUUACGCCUCUACCUCCUCACUGGGCGACGAGAAGACACCUAGCAGUAGUACCAGUUCAAAGCAAACGGAACAGCCCAGACACAGCUGGGCAAUCAGCCCCCUCGAUAUCCUCCGUGUCAUCUUCCUACUCUUCCUCACCUCCUCCGCGCUCUCAUACUAUGUCACCACCGACUCUGUCCUGUGGGGGUAUAAACUUAAGAUUCUCCGCUGGCCUGUCCUGAAGAGCUAUCUCCGCGGCCCCAUACUCCUCACCCCCGCCCAACUCGCCCUCUACAACGGCACCGACCCUUCCCUCCCCAUCUACAUCGCCAUCAACCGCACCAUCUUCGACGUCUCCGCCAACCCGCGCAUCUACGGCAAGGGUGGCGGCUACAACACCCUUGCCGGCGUCGACGCCACGCGCGCCUACGUCACCGGCUGCUUCGCCGAGGACCGCACGCCCGACCUCCGCGGCGUGGAGCUCAUGUACAUCCCCGUCGAAGACGACGAUGGUGGCGCGGCCGAGCGGGCCAUGAGCGCUGCGGCGAAGAAGGUGCGGCGCGAACGGGAGUGGAGGGAGGCGAGGGAGAGUGUGCGGAAGCAGGUGGAGCAUUGGAGGGAGUUUUUUGCUAAUCAUGAGAAGUAUUUUGAGGUUGGGAGGGUGGUUGGGGUUGAGGGGUUGAUGGGGGGCCCGGAGAGGGAGUUGUGUGAGGCGGCGCGGAAGAGUAGGCCGUUAAGGUCGCGGCUUAAUGGUGGGGAGGGCUAGGGUGUUGUUGG
This is a messenger RNA of Blastomyces gilchristii SLH14081, 1085 nucleotides long. Its product is annotated as heme/steroid binding domain-containing protein. Gene Ontology annotation, cellular component: endomembrane system; membrane. The record is from RefSeq and is a predicted model, not a curated record. Lineage: Eukaryota; Fungi; Ascomycota; Eurotiomycetes; Onygenales; Ajellomycetaceae. Bases 244 to 1074 code for a protein of 276 amino acids. The transcript has 2 exons.